This is a messenger RNA of Bipolaris zeicola 26-R-13, 567 nucleotides long. RefSeq lists its product as uncharacterized. The record is from RefSeq and is a predicted model, not a curated record. The coding region runs from base 1 to 567 and encodes 188 amino acids. Gene Ontology annotation, biological process: regulation of protein localization; endosome organization. NCBI's taxonomy places the organism in Eukaryota, Fungi, Ascomycota, Dothideomycetes, Pleosporales, Pleosporaceae. Gene Ontology annotation, cellular component: endosome; BLOC-1 complex. The transcript has 3 exons.
AUGGCCUCUUCACACUCCUUCUACAGUCUUCCUCAAGCAUCCUACCCAAUCAACAUGCCACAAAAGCCCGGAUUUUUCUUCCCGGCUCAACAACAUGGUUAUGGACGCGUGUCAGGAUCACCACCCGAGGCUGCAAACAGCGUUACGACAUCUGGUGUACCGUCGUACGAGCCGUCAUCCACCUCUAGCAACUAUGCUGGCAGUGCAAGCGAUUAUGAAUCCACUAGCGGCGCCGCCAGCGUGGAUCUCCUCGAUUAUAUGGGUCGUCGUGUGAACGGCUCCUUCGAUCCAAUGCCACUAGAUCGCAGUCUUGCAAAGCAAGCACAAACGUCCGGUGAACUGAAUGCUAAGCAGCGCGAGCUUUCUGAGCUACAAGCACUGGCUCAACGCAGAUUGGCUGGUGCUCGCAUGAGCUUUGCAGACGGAAUGAAGGCUGCGAAGGAUGUACAGAAAGAUUUGCAGUGGACUCAGAAGCGAGUCGACUCACUGAACAACCGAGCAGCACGCAAGUACCCAGAGCAGUUCCGCACCGCACAAAGCCGGUAUCCGGCACCAGUCGACUUCUAA